GAGCUUGAUCUCGAGUCAGUCUUCGCCGCGUCCUUCCAGUUGGCGCUCCGACGGACUACGGCGUCGCGACGCUCUCUAUUACGUACCAUAAUCGCCACCUGGAAUUUUUCCUCAACACCUGUGCGUUAAAAUUAAUGUUGGUGUGUUUGCAAGAGACUAUCUAGAGGAAACGCCGUGUCUAGUUGAAGGACAUUUUCCAAAAAAAUUUGCUGGAUUUUUGGGCAACACGAUUAACGGCAUUAUCACUGGACUUUACGGGAGUGGCCAGUCGCCAUGUUUCCGUCGGUGUUGGUGUUCGCAGCCGCCUUAGGCCUGAUUUCCGGAUUGCCCUCGAUGCGAGACAGUCUGACUAAUCCCGUUCACGUCUACGAAGGCGACGAUGCUCUUAUUACGUGCGUGGUUAGGGAUAUUGGGGAGAACACCAUCAUGUGGAAGAAGGAGGACAGGGAGCGGCACAGCACCAGGGUAUUGACGGCGGGGGAUAAGAGGGUGACGGCUGAUAAGAGAUUCGCCGUCUUGCACGAUUCAUCCGCUUCGUCGGAUGAAACCUCCGACGUGCCUUCAGGAGGAGACGUUUGGGUCCUGGUUAUAAAAAAUGCUAAACCAUCCGAUUCGGGAGUAUACGUGUGUGAAGUGAAUAGUAAUCCCAUUGUUAGGAGUUUUCAUAAAUUAAGUGUACUGUCGAAAGCACUGCUACCGCCGAGUAACACAACGGAUGCCUCGCAGUACGAAGACCAGAAGCAACAGUUCAGUAGUAAAGCUCACAACUAUACCGACUGUUGCAUUGCGAAAAAUGUUUCGUCCAACUGUCUAGGGUUUUGCAACAUUCAGAGCAUUCUGGAAGGUAGUACUGGCCAAGAUCCUGAAAACUGCGAGUCAGAUUUUCCCUCAAUUGUGCGAUGCAUGGCAGACGGACGCAAUCACGUCCCUUGCUGCAUCCAGGAGAGAGUACCAGACAUAUGCCAGGAUGUGUGUCGCGGCGAAUACACUGCAAUUACCGACAACAUCAAAACACACUUUUCUUGUUCUGCUUACACCGAACAAACUUUAGCUUGCAUCGUUGAAGGCAUAGAACUCCUCCCCAGCCCGCCACAAAACGUGGAAGUGGAAGCCUUGACUGAAAAAUCCCUGAAAGUAUCCUGGACCCCUUCCUUAUCAAACUCCGAAACCGUCACAAACUACGUAAUCAACGUCACAUCGCUCCGCGCAUUUGACGAACACUUAAUCGAGACAACUUCCACCCCUAAACCCCCGAUGAGCAGUCACACCGUCCAGGUGAAAGUCCCCCCAAGUGAAAACACCACAACUUUGAACAAUUUGAACCCAUUCACAAUGUACGAAGUGACCGUAACCGCUGUCAACAUCCACGGCUCCAGCCUCCCUAGCUACACCGUUCGCUCCCUAACUCUCACCCCUGGCAAAAUGAAGACCACCAAAGUGGGCGAAGCCCCCCAGCUCCCCGAUAUCAAAACUUGCUGUGCAAAGAAAGGAAUCGCUCAUAAAACUUGCAUCAACAAACUUUGUGAUCCGGCUUUGGCCGACACUGCAGAGAUUACCGAUUUGAUGAUUUGCGCUCCGUGGGCCACCGACACUUUCAGCUGUUUGACCAAUGGACUUGACCACACUCCCUGUUGCAAAGCGAGGGGUUUGCCCGAACUGUGCCAACAGUUAUGCACCGGGAAUGUCUCCAGUAUCGAUUUCAACUACUUCAAGUGUUUGAGGUACAUGGGGGAGUACACGAAUUGUCUCCUUCAAGGCUAUGGCGUUUUGCCCAGUGCUCCCACUCAAGUGCAUAUCACUAACAUUGAGACUGAGUUUGCGAUUUUGCAUUGGUCGGCGCCCAAAACUCUAGGAGAUACCGUACUACAUUACAAUGUCCAUUAUAGAAGUGUUGCCACCUUUGAUAAUGAGUAUAAAGCGAUUCCGAAAGUUCACAGUCCGUUUAUUUUGGAAGAUUUGGAGAGUGAUACCGAUUAUGAGGUUUAUGUGGAGGCUGUCAACACCCAUGGGGUUGGGAUGCCGAGCAGUCGGAUCACGUUCCGGACAGAAAGCAAGAUUGUCGAGGAAAAAAUUGAAGAGGCUGCCGCGUACAACGUCACUGCAUGUUGUGUGGAAGCCGAUCUCAGCUCAGUAUGCCUCCCCUUGUGCUCCUACAACGCCAACAUGAGCGAUAUUAAACUCUUGGCGGGAGUGUGCGGUGCCGAAUUCCAUAAACUUCUCCGCUGUGGAGCUGGGGGUCGUAACCAUGGUGGUUGCUGUAGCCGACGAGGAGUACCACCAGCGUGUCUUUCGCUUUGUUCUGGUGUUAUUGUCGAUUCACUACUAGUCACUGCUACAACUUGUGUGCCAUAUAUUGGAAAUAUAGCUCAAUGUUUCGAAGAAGGAACUGGACUUCUCCCUGGACCCAUCUCCGAAUUACAUGCAACGGUGGUGGACGAACACUCGGUGUUGCUAGAAUGGGAACCACCAGCUGAAGGAGUGAACGUCAGCGACUACGUGGUGCAUUACCAAAAAGUGGACAACACGUCCAUGCAUGAAACGCUCUUAAAACUAGAUAACCAAGUAAAUGUGACUGGUACUACGACCACUCUCACGGGACUUGAACCCGAGUCAAUGUACCACAUUUUCGUGGUUUCACGCAACCAACAUGGUACUUCUCUCCCAUCGUCGAUUAUCGUGAUCAAACUUGUAAAAUCAGAUGGUCAGUGGGUCAAAGCUGUGACUUCACCUCCGCAUUCCCUGGCCGUGGCUGCGCAUAGCGCCACCUGGGUGACUAUCUCGUGGCAACCCCCCGAAUUCAGCCACCCCUCGGAGCAAAUAACGUAUCGAAUUUACCAUAAAUCAACCGCUGAGGAGAAUUUCCACGUUAUAAAUGUCACACUUACCUCGCACAUGAUCACAAAUCUAAAUCCCAACACGCAGUAUAUUAUUUACGUUACGGCCAUUACGGAAAAAGGGGCGAGUAUGCCGUCGGAGACUUUGAUUGCUUGGACGGAUCCAGCAUACCCGGCUUUUGUCGAACCGCCGACAGUACAUCCGAUCAAUUUGGUGAUUGAGGGAAGCAGUAUGACGAUCUUGUGCAUCGCCAUGGGGACACCGAUGCCUACCAUUUCGCUUUAUAUUUCGGGAAGGUUAGUGCGGCAGGAAACUACGAGGCAUAUGGUCACAGUGAUUCACAACGUGACGAGGGACAUGGACCAGAUUUCGUGUUAUGCUGACAAUGGGUAUGGCACGCCGAUGCAAGCCUCAAGGAAAAUCACAAUCAGUCACCCACCCCACAUCCAGGCCAGUGGCAUAACAAUGGCAGCUCUGGGCGACUCGGUCACUUUGGAGUGUAAAGUGGACGCCCAACCUGAACCUAAGAUGAUUUUCUGGAAGAACCACCAAGAACGAACACCGGUGAUCCAAGGCGGGAAAUACGACAUAAACACAAUGCCGAUGAAGGACGAGGAGGAUAAAUAUGUAAUGCAUUUGACGAUCAAACAGAUCACAGAUAUGGACGUUGGUGAUUAUUUCUGUCACGCUGAAAAUGCAUUCGGUAGCGCAACUCAAGCCGUUUCGGUGCGAAUUCGCAACGUUGCCGCAACACAUAACGUAACGCAGUGUUGUAUCGAACAGAACGUAACGUCGUCAUGUAUGGACGCCUGUUCCUUCUACCUAGAUAUGGACGCAGUGAUUGAUAAACCUGAAUGUAUCAACGAUUUUGAUAAGUUAAUGAAAUGCGCAGCUGAUGGUUCCGACCACCGCAGUUGUUGCACCCAGUGGGGAGUUCCCCGACGUUGUCUCGACUGGUGCCGAGGAGAGCCGAUUCUCAACAGCAAAAUCUGCGUCCUUUCUUACACCAAACAAAUCAUGAGUUGUUUCCACGAAGGUCGCGAGAAAUUGCCAGGACCUCCACAAAACGUACGAGUUGAAAACAUCGACUCACAUUCGGUUAACAUCAUCUGGGAUCCCCCCAUUAAGAACCCGCACACUGUCGAGUUGUACCGAGUGUUCUGGCGAUUGGCUGACAGUCAAGGCAAGGGUGGACUGAAGGGUGAUACCUCAGAAACGCAUUUGAAAAUCAGUGAUUUGAAAGAAGGGGCAACGUAUGAGUGUGUGAUUAAAGCAGGGAAUAGUAAAGGAACGUCGACUUUGACCGAACCGAUCAAGUUUACAGUUGGGGAAAAGUAUAUUACUUCAGCGGCCAGUCAUAGUGAUGAUAGUAGUCAUGUGGGAGUUGCUGUUGCUGUUGUUUUGGCCCUUGUUGUAGUGGCGGCGAUUGUGAUAGCAGCGGUUUGGUUCAUGAGGAGCAAGAAGAUGUUGAUUAAGAAUUCGAAUGGAGUGGCUUUCGAAAAUCCCAGCUAUUUGAGAGAGGUCAAUAUGGACCACAUACAGGUGCCACAGGGGCAAAGUGACGGCCCCACCGUAUCCAACGGGGCUGCCAACGGCAUUUCGGUGUCGUCCGCCUCUGGAGUGCAAGGCUGGAAGAACGAAGCUCUUCACGUACCUGCAGCGACCGAAGUGAAUCCGACUCUUUACGAAGAACUGAAAUUGGGGCAGGAUGGUGCCGGUUUCAAGCGACUUAAACCCUAGUAUGAGGCUAGAGUAGGAGAUGAGUCGAGAUUUUAGGAAAAAAUCGGUCACGUUAUUGUGAUAUAGUAAUAACAAAAAUAUAGUAUUCGUACCACCGGAAAGGUAUUUUACCUAAAUACCUCAUAUAGUGUAAUAUUUUUCUCUCCUAGGUGAUAAGGUUGUAAAAUUGUGAUUGAGAUAUAUUUGGGACAGGGGGGAGACUAGAUUAUUGUUAGUGAAAAUGAUAAAAAAAGAUGUAAAAUAGAAAAUUUUUGUAAAUGCACUUGUAGAUUGUAAAUUAGUAAAAACAGUCCAAAUAUUUGUAUUAUUGAUAGGUUAAGCUAAUAAUUGACUGAAUGUUUUAUGAUGUAGUGGAAAACGUUCAUCACGUGUGUGUUAAUUUGAGUGAUAUUUGUUAACAUUCCAGAAUUUUGAUUUUUGAUCAAGGAACUUGGUCUUAUUGCAAAAUAUCAAUACCAGCACACAAAUAAUAAACAUAGUAAUUGUUAAUUAAAAUAAUAUAGCUUCUAGUCUUAUGUAAUAUAACUGUUAUGUAAUAGAAAUAAAGCCAUGUUUCUUGAUUGUAGGUGAUUCUUAAUGAGCGAUGAAUGAGGAUUUAAUAUAUAGAUUAAAAAAUACACGUAUUGUGCCUUUCUCACUUUCUUGUAAGGAAAUCUAAUUUCAAAACAACAUGUAGAGAUUUUUAGAUAUUUCUUUGUACAUAAUUUUUAAAAAUUUGUAAAAUAAUAUGAUGUCACAGAUAGCAAAGGCAAUAGAAAUAAAUACGAAAAACUGAAAA
Molecule: messenger RNA, 5353 nt
Organism: Tribolium castaneum (red flour beetle)
Lineage: Eukaryota; Metazoa; Arthropoda; Insecta; Coleoptera; Tenebrionidae
Exons: 14
Coding region: 274-4575 (1433 amino acids)
Biological process (GO): cell-cell adhesion
Cellular component (GO): plasma membrane
Molecular function (GO): protein binding
Source: RefSeq, a predicted model, not a curated record